AUGGGUCGUGGUCCCACUGUGAGAGGAGACAUACUAGACCAGGUUGUUCCAGGUACAUGCUACCCACCUGUAGACGGGGUGAGAAUUGGUCGUGGUCUCACUGUGAGAGGAGACACACUACACCAGGUUGUUCCAGGUACACGCUACCCACCUGUAGACGGGGUUAGAAUGGGUCGUGGUCUCACUGUGAGAGGAGACAUACUAGACCAGGUUGUUCUAGGUACAUGCUACCCACCUGUAGACGGGGUGAGAAUUGGUCGUGGCCUCACUGUGAGAGGAGACAUACUACACCAGGUUGUUCCAGGUACACGCUACCCACCUGUAGACGGGGUUAGAAUGGGUCGUGGUCUCACUGUGAGAGGAGACACACUAGACCAGGUUGUUCCAGGUACAUGCUACCCACCUGUAGACGGGGUGAGAAUUGGUCGUGGUCUCACUGUGAGAGGAGACACACUACACCAGGUUGUUCCAGGUACACGUUACCCACCUGUAGACGGGGUUAGAAUGGGUCGUGGUCUGACUGUGAGAGGAGACAUACUAGACCAGGUUGUUCCAGGUACACGCUACCCACCUGUAGACGGGGUUAGAAUGGGUCGUGGUCUCACUGUGAGAGGAGACAUACUAGACCAGGUUGUUCCAGGUACAUGCUACCCACCUGUCGACGGGGUGAGAAUGGGUCGGGGUCUCAGUGUGAGAGGAGACACACUACACCAGGUUGUUCCAGGUACACGCUACCCACCUGUAGACGGGGUGAGAAUGGGUCGUGGUCUGACUGUGAGAGGAGACAUACUAUACACCAGGUUGUUCCAGGUACACGCUACCCAUCCGUAG
Messenger RNA from Haliotis rubra (blacklip abalone), 831 nucleotides. RefSeq lists its product as uncharacterized. The record is from RefSeq and is a predicted model, not a curated record. The transcript has a single exon. NCBI's taxonomy places the organism in Eukaryota, Metazoa, Mollusca, Gastropoda, Lepetellida, Haliotidae. Bases 1 to 831 code for a protein of 276 amino acids.